Molecule: messenger RNA, 903 nt
Organism: Aegilops tauschii subsp. strangulata
Lineage: Eukaryota; Viridiplantae; Streptophyta; Magnoliopsida; Poales; Poaceae
Product: 17.9 kDa class I heat shock protein
Source: RefSeq, a predicted model, not a curated record
UGGCUCCGUCCCAAGACCGGCAGAGGAAAACCAUCGAAAGCUUCUUUGAUCUCGAUCGCGCAAACCAUUCGCGCUCACGCACAACUCAACCAGUAAACAAAAGAUUCAUCAGCAGCUUAUCGCCAGCCCGCCGACGAUGUCGCUGAUCCGCCGUGGCGACGUGUUCGACCCCUUCUCCCUCGACCUCUGGGACCCCUUCGACGGCUUCCCCUUCGGCUCCGGCAGCGGUAGCAUCUUCCCACGCACCACCAGCUCCGAGACCGCGGCGUUCGCCGGCACGCGCAUCGACUGGAAGGAGACGCCCGAGGCGCACGUGUUCAAGGCGGACGUCCCGGGGCUGAAGAAGGAGGAGGUGAAGGUUGAGGUGGACGACGGCAACGUGCUGCAGAUCAGCGGCGAGCGGAACAAGGAGCAGGAGGAGAAGACCGACACCUGGCACCGCGUGGAGCGCAGCAGCGGCAAGUUCCUGCGCAGGUUCAGGCUCCCGGAGAACGUGAAGGCGGAGGAGAUCAAGGCGGCCAUGGAGAACGGCGUGCUCACCGUCACGGUGCCCAAGGCGGAGGCCAUGAAGCCCGACGUCAAGCCCGUCCAGAUCACCGGCUAGACAGCAUUGGGCGUGUGGCUGCUUCUGCUCAGAUGAGGAGGAUGCGAGAAUAAUAGUGCCUCUGGUGGUGAGAGGCCCAAUAAAACAAGCUUGGAUAUGUGGGUGUUGGGUUUGAGUCUCGUCCUAGUGUUUGCGUCGAAUGCUGUGGGUUCAGUUCGGUCUUUGAGGUACCGUAGUUGAUGGUUUGUGUGUGAGCCGUGCGCGCAAUAUUAGUUUCGUGUUUGCGCAUGGCUCGAAAGUGUAGUGUUCGUUGUACUAUUUGAGCAGAGGAGCAGUAUUAUCUAUAUGGGUGUCUAUUA